Messenger RNA from Camelus dromedarius (Arabian camel), 14151 nucleotides. Its product is annotated as glutamate receptor ionotropic, NMDA 2C-like. The record is from RefSeq and is a predicted model, not a curated record. NCBI's taxonomy places the organism in Eukaryota, Metazoa, Chordata, Mammalia, Artiodactyla, Camelidae. The transcript has 5 exons. The coding region runs from base 11771 to 12301 and encodes 176 amino acids.
UGCUCCUGGUGAGCCGGCGGAUUUUCUCCCAUGUCUCCUUGGGCCUGGCCUCUGCUCCCCCGACUUUCGCCAGACGCACGUCUUUACGUCCGCCUGCUCCGGGGAGUGGGCUUGGUGCACUCAGGGGGUGGGUGGCAGCUGUGGCUGCAGCAGCGGCGCUGAGGGUAGGGGGGCUGCCCCAGAGAGGUGGUCAUUUUGCUUCCAAAUCCACAACGACCUGGCCUCCAGGCAGCCUCUUUUGCCCCAAGUUCACCGGAGGCACGUCUCCAGGCGGUGGCAGGAGCGCGGGUGUCGGAGACCCACCCCUCCCCCGCGGCAGCCCGCCCCUGCGCGCGAGAGAGCGCGGGAGCCCAAGACGGGGCCCGCGAGCGCUGGAGACGGCAGAGGCGCUGGCCUCCCAGGCCCUGCUCUCUUCGCUCUGAGUGGAACUGGACCCAGAGUUCAAGCCCCAGUGCCAAGCGUGCUCCUGUAGGUGGUCACUGGUGAGGCCAGAUCUCCAUGGGAACCGGGCCAAGACCUUGGGGAUGUCGCCACUGACCCCCUGAUCCGGGAGGAGUAGGACCAGGAGGACAGCGGUGGUCGGGAAGGCUGGGCCAUGGCGAUCCACUGCGGCAGGGCCGGAGCACUGGACUCUGGAUUGCUUUUUGAGGACUCAGCCUGGCCAGGCUGCUGGCUCGUGGAGGGCAGGACCCCAGGCCCGGACCAGCCACUGCAGCAGGUGCACUGAGCACGGGGAACACAGCUGCCUCAUUCCAGCAAGAAAAUGUUGGGUAGCUGGUUCUUCCCUGUAAGACCCACCUGGCGCUCUCGGCCCUCUAAGCAGGAGAUGGAGUUGCUGCGGAUCACUGCUUGCCCCUAGAUACUCCUGUUUCAGAACUUUCCAGGGCUAUAAGAAACUGGCUGAGAAUAAAGAAACUGAAUUUGUUAACCCUUUACCCCUUAAGAUGAAUCCAAAUGUUAUGUCUCAAGAAACAAAAAAUGUGAACUAAUUUUUGGACAAAAAUGAAGAGCAUACAGUUUUACAAUAGUCAACAAAUGAAGGCACAGAAAAUAACUGUUCAAGAGUAAAUACUGUGGAAGAACAAAUAGAUUAAAUGUACUUUGAUAUUUUGAAGAAAAAAAAUCUCUUGGUCCUUGAUUAUUACCCCAGGAUGACAAAAUACAUAAGACUUCUAGAUCUCGACUGAGUUCUGGAGAAGCAGGGGCUGGGACUGGUACACAGCCAUCACAUGGGAAGGCCAGAAGUGCCCCUCCUUUGUUUAAAAGAACACCCCAGAGUGGAUUCUAUGCAUCAGUGAGGAGCUCAGGCUAUGGUGAAACCCAGUUAACCAUUCAAGACAUUUUCUACUCUUGAAAAGAGAACUUCAAAGAACAUUAUGAAAAGCAAAAACUAGAGAUCCAUCCCUGCCUCAAAUCUAGCUGGGAAAAAAGAUAAACUAACUCCCAACAUUUCUGAAGUUUACUUUAUCCAAAUUGAUUCAUAUGUGUUUUUGGGCACCGACCUGGGUCUAAGCACUGUUGGACGCCCUCCAGGUACGUUGGUAAACAAGGCAAUGCCACCUCCCCUCCCCCAUCUCAUGGAGCUGUCAUCUGAUGAGGAGGGACAGACACUUAACAACGAGCAUACAAAUCAGUAAAUGAUGUUACAUGCUAAGGAGAAAUAGAAAGCAGAGCAAGAGUGUCAGUGGAGUCCAGCAGGUCACCACUUGGAAUAAGAUAGGGUUGGCCUCGGUGAGAGAGCCCUUUGAAUGAAGACUUGUAGGAGGAAUUGGGAUUGGCUGUGUGGGUGUGUGUGGAAGCAUAUUCCAGAAAAAUGAAACAGUCAGUGCAAAAGUCCCAAAGAGGGAGGAAUGCCUGGCAUUUUGGGGGUCAACAUAGAAGCCCACAUGGCUGGGGCAGAGUGAGCAGAAAGGAGAGGGGGAGGGGAGAUCGGGCAUCACAGGGACAGGCAUGGUCGGCUUUUCUAGGGCAUUAAGCAGCCUUGGGCUUUCACUCAGUGUGGAAAGGUGAGCGCCUGGGAAGUUGUGAGCAUGGCAGUGACUUCACCUGAUGCAUCCUUUAGACAGAUUCCUCAGGCUGAUGCCAUUGACCAUAUGCUCACAAAUAUAGACCCACACCAUAGGGGCACAGGAAGAAGCACAGAGACCAGUUAAAAGGGAAUUUGAGGAAUCCAGGCUGGGAGUGAUGGGGCCCGAUCCAGGGUGGUGGCAGUGGUGGUAAUGAGAAGCAGUUGGAUGGGGAUGUAUUUAGAAGAUAGAGUCAAAAGUCUAAAAGAGUUCUUUGGCGUUGUGAGAGAGGCGUCAUGAGUGAUGGCAGGGUAUGUGGCUUGAGCAGCUGGAAGAAUGCGGUUCCUCUCCAGCUGGGAUGGAGCGGGAGGCAGAGUGGGCUUGGGGGUGGAGAGAGGACCAGGAGUUGAGCUGCUGAGAUGCUAACUUUGAGAUGCCUAUUCUGUGUGCAAGUGGAGAUGGCAAGGAGGUGGUUAGAUGGGAGUCUAGGGUUGAGAGGGAGGUGUGGACUGUAGGUAUCAAAUGUUGUUAAAAAUGAAUAUUUUUGAAGCCAUGGGAUUUUUUUUAAUUGCAAUGUAAUGGAUUUACAGUAUUGGGUUAGUUUCAGGAGUACAGCAAAAUGAAUCAGUUUUUUUGCAGAUUAUAUUCCGUUACAGGUUAUUACAAGACAUUGGGUAGAGUUCCCUGUGCUGUACAGUAAGUCCUUGUCGCUUAACUAUUUUAUGUACAGUAGUUUGUGUCCAUUAAUCCUGUACCUUUAAUUUGUCCUCCCCCCACCUCCCCUUGUUAACCACAAGUUUCUUUUCUGUCUGUGAGUCUUUCUGUUUUCAUAUAUGUUCAUUUGUAUUAUUUUUGAGACUCCUCAAGCAAGUGAUCUAUAGUAUUUGUUUUUCUCCAUCUGACUUACUUCAUUAGAUGUAAUAUUCUCUGAGACUUGACAAAGAUUAUCAAGGGAGUGGGGAGGGUAUAUCUCAUAUGGUACAGUGUAUGCUUAGCAUGCACGAGAUCCUGGGUUCAAUCCCCAGUAUCUCCAUUUAAAAAAAAAAAAAAAGAAGAAGAAGUUAAAUAAGUAAAUAUAUCUAAUUAUCUCCCUACCCUCCCAAAACAAACUAAAAAAAAAAAAAAAAAAAAAAAAAAAAGAUUAUCAAGGGAGCAUAUCUGGAGAGAAAAAGCAAACCCAAGGCCUGAGCCUGGGGCAUGCUGACCUAAAGAGGGAGAGGAGUAACCUGCAAGGACAGAGCAAGGUUGAGGCAACCUGAGCAUGUGCAUUCCUGAAGACACGUGGAGAGAGUAUAUAGAGGAGAGUAGAUCUGUGUCUGCUGCUGCUGAGAGAGAAUGAGGACUGACAGCUGACCUUGGAGUUUAGCAGGAAGGAGGCUGUCUGCAUUGGACACGCAGUUUCCAUGGGCAACUGUGGCUGUGAAAGGCAAACUGAGUGGGAACAGGAGAAGUGGAAUUGGCUACUUCAAGGUGUAGACCCUCUGGAGGAAAGGGUGUAAAAGGUGGGGGGGGCAGUAGCUGGCAGGAGGGUGGAGUUGGGAAGCUUUUUCAUUUGCCUUGUUUUGAAUUUAAUGAGAGAAAUCGUGGUAUGAAUGAACAAUAGAAUGUGCUUUUUGGAAAGAUGCAGUAGCUGGGAAGAAGUGCAUGAUGAGAGGAGUCGUAGAGCAGAGUCCUCGAGUGGAGGGGCUGUAAUUGGGUCCAGGGCACAGUGGGAGGGUUGGCUUCAGGUGGGAACAUGGACAGUUCAUCUGUGGAAAGGCAGAAAGGAGGAGGGGAGGGGUGGGUGUGGGUACUGGUAGGGGUAGAAGUGGUGAGAGAUGGGGAUGAUUUCCUCUGGUUGCCUCCACUUCCUCUGAGAAGUAAAAUGUGCUGUGAUGAGGCAGCAGUGAGGAUGGGGCCAGGGUGCUGGAGGGGAGCAGGUGUGGGGGGGCUCUCCUGGAGGGCUGGGCUCCCAGCAGCAGGGAGUCUGCUCCGGGUUGGUGACCGUGCAUGUGAGCUGGGAGCAGGCAGGCAGAGGUGUGUGUGUAUCUAUGUGUGCACAGCCACUUUCUCCCACACAGCUACAGGUGUUGGUAGUUGUGUAGUUGGAUUUACCAAGAGGAGUGGUUUUUGCCCAAUGAGUACAGCGGACUGAGAGAGGAGCAGGAAGUAGCUGCCCAUGUGUCUGGGAUGUAAGUGGAGUCAUGAAGGAAGAAGAGACAUCAGGGGUGUGGACAGUGUGAGACACGCAGGAUCAACAGAGUGAGUCCCGGGGGCCCGAGGGCUGUGGGCAUCCAGGUGCCAGGGGGCAUGCCUGGUGGGGGUAGGACUGCCAGAGGGUAAAUGCCUAAGACUGAGAUGUGGGCACGGUUGUGUUACUGGCAACAGAAAAAGACCUGGAAAGCCCGUGGGAGAGAGCAGCUGGGGCAGAGAGAUGUGCACAGGGAAGGAGUUGAAGGGUCUCUGGUGAGCAGUUGGAAAUUAAUAAGAGUGAAGCCAGACGUCAGGUCACAGUCGAUGGAAAUGAGGGGGAUGGCAUAGAGAUUGAUAGGUGAAGGCAACAAUAUUUUUAUGAACAUUUUCCCUGAUUUCAAAAUUUCAUAGUGUUUGCUAAUGCCAAAAUAAAUAAAAACAUGUCACUAAAAUUCAUAUUUAUUUAAAUACAAUGGCAAACUGUGAUUUUCUGUUUUUGUACUGAUCUACUUUUUCUCAUUAGAGUCUCUGUUAAGUAUGAUUUUUUUAAAAAUCUCUCUUUUUGUUGGAAAAUUGCCAGAGUGAUUUUAGUUUUAUUACAAAGAACUGGAAUUCCUUGGGGGUGGUUGUUACUUGUCACAGGUUGGGUGCCAGAGAAGCAGCCUCUGAGCCAGAGGCGCAUGUACCAAAAGUCUAGAGACUGCUUGGCAUCAGCCCUGGUUCCCAGGGAGCAGCCCCUCAUUACUGGGGCUGACACAGUUCGAAGGCUUCUCUUUUUCACAUAACCAGGAAGCCUGGGCCAGCUUAUUCAGAGCUGGUGCAACUGUGCCAGGAACCAGACCCCUUCUUUCCUGCUGCAAAAUCCCUAGUCUGUGACUUCAGUCUUCUUUGUCACAAGAUGGCUGCACAACCUCCAGCCCUGUCAUGAGGAAGAGGGCGAAGGGUAAAAGGUGCACACCCGUUAACUCAGCAGCUUAAUCAGAGAAGUAGUCGCUGUCCUGGAAGCCCCAUGUUGGGAAUUUUUGCUUUCAUCUUACUGGUCAGAACUUUGAUCCUGUGCCCCUGCCCCCCACCCAACCCCAGGUGCAUGGAGUCCAGGGAGAGGGGUGUUUUUAACUGGCACAUUGCCACCCUGGGCAAAAUUUUAGUGGGGAGGAAGGGGAGGUUGGCAGCUAGCAGUGUCUGCCAUGUGGUGAUUUUCCUUUUUAUUCUAAAUUAAUUUUCUUUGACUGUCGACUCUUGUGCUUUUAUUUUUAGAUUAGUAUGUUUAUUGUCACAAAAGGAAUAUUUGCUCAUUAUUUAAAUUCAAAAAUACAGAAAAGUAAAAAGGAAGCAAUAAUUUAGCCAGAAACAGCUGGUGUCACAGUGGGUGAGCCUCAUUCCAUGCCUCUCAUGUGUGUGUCCUGCAGAUGGAAGGAAGCAGGGAUGAGAGCUGGAAGGGAGGAGACAGGCAGGCACGUGGACAAAGAAAAGUGGAAGAAGCAUUUUAUAAGAACAGAUCACACUUUAUCAGUUCUUUUCAUUAAAACAUUAGGUUUCAUUUUACUUAAAUCUGUAAGAGAAAAAGAAACUUCAUCCUGAGAAAUGUUACAUCCCAAAAGGUCCCUUCACGAACAUAGAUUAUGAAAACGUGUGAAAGACUGCCAAAGCUGUAUUGUUAUUUUUAAUUGCUUUUUCCAGUUUUAUACACGAUCAAUUUUCCCUUCUAUUAAAUAUGUAGUAAAACUCUUACAUCCCCAACUUGCAUGACUCCUACCCAUUUUUGUUGGUUUUAUUUUUUAAUAAGUAUAUUAUUUAUAACUUUAUUUUAUAUACUAUAUAUAAUGUAUGUGUCAUAUCAUUAUAUAUAUUUACAUAUGAUUAUAUUAUUUAUAAUUAAUAUAUUUAUUAUAUUCUCUCCAGCAGCUGUAAUUCCCUUAAGCAUUUGAAAGUGGAUCUUGGUUCUGGUUAUUACAGAGCCAGAACGCUUUUCACCAGUCCAUUAGCCAUUGCUCCUCCAUUCUGGAAUUAUUUUGAUUGCCUUAUAAUUUGACUGAAUUUUUUUAAUCCAUUGUUUUUUUAAGAAGGGCUCAGAAGUCCCAAAUUCUGCAGUGUUUUCAUGUUUGAAUUUCCUAUCUAAGCAACUUUUCUUUCCUGUAUAAAAGGAAAAGAUACUGUCCAUGUAUUAUUACUGAAAAAUAACAACUUAUCGAGAAAUCAAAAUGAAGAACUCAGGAAGGGAGAAUUCUGGUGUAAAAGCACUGGCUGACUGCAGCUGGAGCAAGAACCACCCGCCACACUCCCGCUGCCCCGUCCUGGGGAGAAUCACAGUGCUGGCGGGUCUGACCCCUUCACUGGCCAUGUUACUGGUCCUCCAGUGACUUGGAGGGAUUAAUGGCCUGAUUUUACAAUGACUCAAACAAAUCCUUUAUGAAUGCUUUAAGAGGUUUCUACAGAAAACCUUCUACAUCAAACUGUCCAGUUAAAUGUGAUUACUACUCUAUAAGGAAAAAACCUGGAAAAGACUUGAAGGAAAUCUUGGGAUGAGGUACUUUUGGGGACUUGUUUCUUCUUUUGACUUUUCUGUAGUUUCCAAAUCUUUAAGAACCACAUUUCACUUUUAAUGAAAGAAGUAAACUUUGCAUUUAAAAAGUUAACACCCUAAAGAAAUUAUAUUAAAAAUAUAAAAUUUUAAUUCUUCACUUACCUCGAAGGCAGUCAGGGAAACGUUCCCUAGGAGUCAGUUCAGGACCUGCAGGGUCUGAGUACAGGCCUCCGGAUCUCUUCUAGGGAGUUCCCUGAAACUUUAUUUUUGUAUUAUUAACUGAAUAAUUAUUGGCCUUAGAACUAUUUCUGCUGUUUGGGGAUUUAUGAGGUAACUUAAAAGCCAAAAAUUUGACCAAAAUAUACAUGAAUAACAUUUUUUCUAAUGUGAUGUAUGAUAUCACAGUAUUAGAGCAGGAUUAUCAUUUAUUUCUUUAAUCAGACUUAAACUAGUUGUUAUACUUUCCAUGCAAUUUAUAUUAUUCCAGUGAUAUUAUACCUUGAUAUACUUUAUAUAGAAAAAUGUUCUUUAAAGCCCACUUAAUCUGAACUAAAAUGCUUCAUAGAGUUAUCAGCUGCUCUUUGAUUCCUCUUUUAGAUAUUUUUAGUUAUUUCUGUGAACAUUUAAAAGAGUAAUUUAUUUAAAAGUGACAAAACCUGAAAUUAUCCCGAUCCACAUUCUCCUCACAUGUAUUUAGCUCCAUGUGUCAUUGGACAUGAGCUUUGGGUCAGUCGGCCUCCAUGUCAGAUGGAUUAGAGGCCGAUUCUGGGCAGGGGUCCCAUGUGCCGGGGGACGGCUGUGUGAGGGCGCUUGUUAUGCAGCUGCCUGCUGUGAGAUCCUCACUUGUCUCAGCGCUCCCGUUGUGUUAGUGCUUCUUGUUACAUAAUUGCCAAAUGCACAUUCAGCAUAGUUUGUAUUUGUGGUGCUUUUAUCCAUUGUUUAUGACAUUUAGGAAUAUCUGGAGUGGGAGUCACCAAGCCCGCAGCUCCAGCUUCCCACGGGGAAAGCAGCAUGGCUCCCUGAGAAGUCUGAGGGCCCCUCAGAAACUGAUGCCUGUGUUCGGUUUCUGAAUCUAGAUGUUGAAUUUCACAGUAAUAUUCAUAAUGGUUGUAUGGUCUAUAAUUAUAUGUUAAAAUUAAAUUAUAAAUAAUUAAAUUUCUUCUGCACUGAGUGAUACUGCACUCACUCACUCUUACUGAACAUUUAUGGAUUUUCUUGUGUAGUAGAACAUUGUUAACCAUGUCAUUUUCAUUUGUGUUUUUUUUUUUUCCCUAACCACUGUGUUCAAAUCUAAUAUAUAAUACUCCACACCAAAGUGAUGCUUUUCCUUAAAAGGAUUCUUCAGGAUACAGUGGUGGGAACAAGGAAGCAAAACUGACUAUGUUUGAAAGAGUUCAGGAAGCAGAGGGAAAAUGCAGAGGGGCACAGGCCCUUGGGGAGUGGAUUACAGUCACAUUCUCAGAAAAAGAGCGAGAGCUCUGGAAGAUAAGAUGGAGGAACUACAGAGACAGCAGGAGGAGGAACUAUUCCAACUGAGUCAAGACAAUUAUAUUCUUCGAGCCAAGGUACUAGACACAUUGUCCUACUUUUCCUUUUAUUUAUGGGAAAAGAGCUAGUACUCCCUGCUAAAUGCACUGUCACCCUCUGUCCCUGUGGCUCUUUGACUUGGUGCAUUUGCUGCCAGUGAAUUGGUUCCUGAGAGUGCCUCCUAACAGAAGAACCUAAAUCAAGCCCCUGGGGAAAAAUCAGAAUUUAAAUUGGCUCAUAUUGAUCCUUCUCUUGUUAGCAGUCCUUUUUGAAAAUAAAUCCCUUAGUUCAUGGUGGUGACCUUCAAGGAAGACAGAGUUUCAGAAAGGUUGCUGUAGAAGGGCUAAGUUCAGAGAAUGACACUGUGUAGCAUUUCUGAGUUAAUUCCGUCCUCAGAACCAUCAGCACAAAACAUCCUGUAAUGAAUUAACUGUCGCUGGUGUUAAACUAAUUCCAGUGUGAUUACAAGACAGUUCUAGGUCUGUACACCUUGUGUUUUCUUUUAUAUUUCCUCACUUCAUCAUUUCCUUUCCCAAAUAAAAUAAUUUCUGCAUUUUCUUAGUGAAGUAGCUUUGAAGAGUCAAACAAGAAACAAAGGUAGGUUGCCUUUUGAGGAAACAUUGGCUUCUGCCACUGAGGAAAAAUUAAAGCAAAUCAAAAAAAAAGAAAUAGGAACAAGAGACAUUUGUUCAGGGAUGUCAACAGGUAGGGUUCUUCAGCACAUAAUGAGUUUGCUAUGAGAUCCUUUGGUUUUCAGAAUAAGGCGUUUAAAAAUAUUUGUGUCCAUGUAACAGGUAAUGGGAAUUCUGGCCGACUCCUGGGACCGAGGCUCCUGGCCUGGGAGAGGGGGCAGCCAUCAGAUGUCUGGAGUGUGAGUGUGUGUGCAUGUCCGUGUGUGGGAGCCUGCCUGAGAUUGGGCGAGCACAUGGAGAUGCUCAGGCGGUUCAAGGUGAUGCUGAGGGUCCCGGAAGACUGACCAUUGCCAUCCUCUCCCUGGACCCUUUUUGGGGCCCGGGUGUUCAUAAAAUAUUAACAGCCCAUUUGUGAAAGGGGUGGACCCCAAGUGGGUGGGCAGAGGUAUGUAAGACAAUCAUCCAGUGUGGGUCGGGUGCAUCUUGGGCUGGCAAAUAACCUGCCACGGAGCAAAAUAAGGGAAACCCUGGCAGAGGAGCUCCCCAACCCAGGAGAAGUGGGGGUGUGGGGUGGGGGGAAGGGCAACCGGCCUAGAGCCAGACCCAGACCCUGUCUUCUCACGCAUGUUUCCAGAGCCUGGAUGAACUAAGGCAGGUGCUCUGUGGGAGAGGGAUUGAGGUUGGGCUCUGAAAAUUCGGGGAUCUGUUGUGCAGACAAGAGAGAGGAGGUGGGAAGAGGACAUUCUAGCCUGAAGGAACAGGAGCAAAAGCCAAGAGACGAGGGUAGUAGGGUCACCCCUAAGUGGCAAGAGUGUGGGGUCCACGGAGGGGUGGACAGUUGGUUGGGGUCAGUGUGUGUGGGGCUCUGUCCAUGAGACCCAGUGUCUGGGCUUAAUUUGUGGGCACCAGGGAGCAGCUGUGCUGUUUGAGGGUUGCAGUGGCCAGAGGAGUGUUUCAGGCCAGUGGGGCCCCCUCUCCUGCCUUGUGCGGGAGGCUGGAUGCCAUGUGGUCCUAAGAUUCUGGAGUCUGCAUCUCUUUGAGUCUGCCCAUUGCUAUUUUAAGUUCAAAGACUUGCCUGAUUGGGACCCCUCCCUCCAGAGGCAUCCUGAGAUCCGUUUCUGUGAGAGGCAAGACCUCGCUCAGCUUCCUCUCCUCAACUCCAGUCCUGGAGGACACGUUCCCAUCAGAGAGUCUCGGGGGACAGCGCCCCCUUGGAGCUGAGGGAGGACCUGGGUCCUUCAUCUAUAGCCACGUUUUCCAAAAGAAACCACAUGAGAGCUCACGAAGGCACAGUAGAAAAAGUAAAAAGAAAGGUGAAAUGAAUUCUAAGGCUAUAUUGUGUUUAACUCAAUGUAUCUAAAAUGUUCUUUUGUCAUGUAAUCCAUAUAAAAAUAUUGAUAUUUUCCUUUUUGAACACUAAGUCUUCAAUAGCCAGUGUGUAUUUCACACUACAUGCCGCAAUUCCGAUGAGACACAUUUAAGUGCCCGAUAGUCACACAUGACUGGAGGCUGCUGUGCUGGGCAGCAGAGAUCUGGAGCUCAGAGCUGGGCGGCAGAGGUGGGGGAAGCUUUGGGCUUCCCAGAGGGUGGGGAACCUACAGGGACGGGCAGAGAGGAGCACAGAGAGGCCUUGCAAAGUGUGGAACAAGCACGGCAGUGCCCUUUUCAGGUGUAAUUUGAAACCUCUGGUUGGAGCUAGCUGCGGGCACAGCACGCUCAGGCUCGCACACAAGACGCACAAGCACCUCUAGGCUGACACUGGAAGUCAGUGUACUAGGAAAUCACACACAGAGGGGGUUUCAAGGGCAGAAAAGUGAGCACAGUAUUCCCUCCCCCGCCAAAACUCCCGUCUCCUCCUCCUGAAUUCAACCAGGCCCGGCCUGGUCACCCUUCCACUCUCCCCUGUUCGGAAGUUUUUUGGGGAUGUCAUGGAGAUGGAGAGGGGGUAAAGCUGUGGCCGAUGGCUGGCUGGGAGGGAGAACUGCAUGCAUGGGUACCACUCACCAGUGUGGCUGUUGGUCCCAGUCCAAAGCCAUGAUGCUCAUUUAGCAGGGAUACACGUCAGGCCCUUGGGUUAUGGUAAAAAUCCCCUCAUGUCAGUGAUGGCCUAGGGAGGCAGCUCAUGUGUGAGAUACCUCAGGGUUUCAGGUGACUCUGAGCUCCGAACAAAUCAACUGGGUCACACACCUGCUGUGGAAGAGUGGCUACUAACUGAGGCAACGGGGGAGGGUAGGGAUGUCCAGUGCCCAGGAGGAGGGGGCUCUGAGACAGGCAGGGUUAUGCAGAGGAGGUUCCUUGGAGAUGUUAGGUCCAGUUUAGGAUGGAGAAUGGUGUGUGUGUGUGUGUGUGUGUGUGUGUGUGUGUGUGAGUGAGUGACAGAGCUGCCUGCCUUCCCCUGGCUGUGGGGCUGUCACCUGUAGGAUAAGGAUGCUGAUAAGAGCGGGCACCCCUCACACCAUUGUGAAGUAGGUCCUGUGAUUGUUGCAGGCAAGAAAACAUGGCUCAGAGAGGCUAGGCAACUUCCCCAGGAUCACACAAUUAGUAAGUGGCAGAACUGGGACUUGAACUCAAGCCUCUCCACUCAAAUCCAUGCACUUGGCACCAGAUUAGCAUUUGCUGUGUACCUUCCUGGGGCAGAACCCAGAUGGAUGAGUUUCCAAGCAUGGUGUUCAACCAUAAAACGGAAGUAAUGAGCACCUAGCCUGGCAUCUUCUUCCCAGCCCCCGCCCUCUGGGCUGCGCUUGGAUUCUCAGCUAACCUCUGUCUCUUUUUCUUUGUCUGUGUCUGUCUGUCUCCCUCUCUCUCUGCCUCUCUUUGAGGAAGGAGGCUCCCCCCCUUCUCUUUCAUGCUCUGGAUGUGUGCCCCUAUGACGCUGGCCUUCGCCUCCUCUCUGUCUCUCUUUUCUCUUCAUGCCUCUGCCUCCCUCCCCAUGCCUACCCUGGUCUCUCUGCAGGACCCUCUGGUGGACAUGGUGGGGGGCUCUGGGGCCGGCCUUGCUGCUCACCUCACUCCUCGAUGCCUGGGCAGGGCUGGGCCCCGGGCAGGGCGAGCAGGCUGUGAUGGUGGCCAUGGUGUUCGGCAGCUCAGGGCCAUUGCAGGCCCAGGCCCAUACCCGCCUCAUCCCCCAGAGCUUCCUGGACCUGCUCCUAGAGAUCCAACCACUCACCGUGGGGGUCAACACCACCAACCCCAGCAGUCUUCUCACCCAGAUCUGCGGGCUGCUGGGCGCUGCCCGCGUCCAAGGCAUCGUCUCUGAGGGCAACGUCGGCACUGAGGCCGUGGCCCAGAUCCUGGAUGUCAUCUCCUCCCAGCCCCUUGUGCCUAUCCUCAGCAUCAGUGGGGGCUCUGCCGUGGUCCUCACCCCUAAAGUGCCUGUUCAGAAUCAUGUCCCCUCAUCCCUGGAGCCUGGAGCCAGGCUAGGGCUGGGGGAGUGGGGCUGAGUCUGGGCCAGGGAGACACUCAGGUCCUGGGAAGCUGGGAUUGGGUGGGAUCGGCAAGGAGGUGGGGGCUCAGGGAGACACGGGUGAGGGAGGAGAAGGCUGUGGGGAUGACGUUCCCAUGCUCUAGAGGAGAAACUUCCUGGGCUGCUUUGACAUUCAUGUCUGGAUGAGGGCUGGGCAGGUGGCAAACCCACCUUCGGUUCUGGGGGCAACCCUGGCCCACCUUCUCCCUGUUUCUCUCCUUCCUUGGUCAGGCUCCAGAUCCAGGGCAAAGGGCCAGGCUGGGACCUGACGUAGAUGACCGGCAGGGGAGGGCAUUCCUGGACAGGCACUGCCUGAGGCCUGGGGGCGGCAGGCCCUCGCAGAGCUGGCCGUCCUGUGGGGAGAAAGUUCCAAACACAUUCCUGCCCUCACAGCUGGGAUAAGCCUCCUGAAGGAAGAACACAGGAUGCCGUGCCACAAGGGAGUCUAAUGGGGCCCCCUGUGGGUUGGUGGUUGAUCAGAGAAAGUGCCUUAAGAAAUAUGUCUAAGCUGAGACCUGGGGGGUGAGGGAGGGUUGAUAAGGUGUGUGUGUGUGGUGGGGGGGGCUCCAGGUAGAGGGGGAAGGUGGCAGGUGGUGCGAAUGCCCAGCGGUGGGAAGGAGCUUGGGGUUUCUGAGGGACAGAGAGAAGCCUGCAGAAGGUGGUGGGGUCCCAACCACACAGGAAAAUAUUUGGAUUUUACCCUAAGUAACUGUGGAGCUGAGGAAGCUGUUGAGGGGAGAGACUGAUCUGAUUUGCAUUUCUUUUAUGAUUAUUUUUAUUGUAGGGAAUUUUGAGCAGACACAAAAGUAGACAAUUAUAAUAAUCCCAUGUGCCCCACCCACCCCUGGCUAAGCACGCCUCACCCUUACCCCCACCCACUUCCCCUCAUCUGUAUUAUUUUGAAGCAAAGCCCAGACAUAUUUAUAUCAUCCAUAAAUACUUCAGUACACAUCUCUAGAUGAUAGGGCUUUAAAAAUAAAACCACCAUACGUCAUCACAUUUAAAAAAUAAUAAAAAUUCCUUAUCCUCAUUUACAAAAAGGAUGUUUUUUACAUUUUUGAAAGGGUGUUCAAAAUAAAGAAAUCAAAGAAUAUACCUGAAAAGCCACUGAUAGGGAUCAAAGAAUACAUCCAUAAGUUAAAAUUACAUAUUUUAAUAUAACAAAAAUUGUGUCAAUUACCUGGUCAUAGUUUAAAUGUUGAAUUUCUGGCAUUUCUUUUGGCUUUGUAUCAAGCAUGUAAUCUCCUGUAAAGAGAAAUUGUAAAAUUGCCUUUUAGAAAUGUUUUCUUUCUAAUUAUGAAGGUAAUAUAUUUUAAUGAUAAAUUAUAGCAACAUGCGACAUACAAAAGUGACUCCUCAAUUCCAUUCAGAGAAAAUCAAUGUUAACUGUUAGUCACAGUCUCACAUAAAUUUUUCCAGUGUACAUCUUACAAUGCUUUGGAAUUUUUUCUUACCCUUUACAAUAUAUUUGAGCAUCUUGCCAUGUCACUACAAUAAAGCUCUAAAAGGUUUAACCAAGUUUCAUCAACAAGUAUAACUAUUACCUCCACACUUUUCCAAGAACAAGCGUUACCACUCUUCUAAAUGUCUGCCAUUCUUAGACAUAAACAAACUUCUCCUUACAUUAAAAAAACUGAUAUCUUAGCGAUUACCUGUGGAGAGAGGGAAGGGGGAGGGGCAACACAGGAGUAUGGAACAGAAAGAUACAAACAAUGAUAUACUGUAUAGCACUUGGAAUUAUAACCAUUAUCUUGUAAUAAUUUUUAACAGUAUAAUUUAUAAAAAUACUGAAUCACUAUACUGUAUAUCUAAAACUAAUAUAAUAUU